AUGAGCAUGGUAACGAGCCUCGAGCGGCUGGAGCAGCGGCUGGCCGUGAUGGUGGCUGCCCAGGAGACUUCCCAGGCCUGGUCUUCGCUGGGAGAGGAGGGGCCGGCAGCCAUGAAAAAGGAGAAGAGCCAUGGCCGGGAUGAGGCGGACUGCAGGGCAGAGCUGAUCCUUUUCGACAGGGACUGCACCGAUCCCACUAAGGACACAGCUGCCCUGCUGCUGGAGGCCAGUGGGAAGCCCAGCACCCCAGAUGCUGGGAGCCUGGAGCUGGCACCCCUGAAGAACAAGAGGGUGAGCAAAGACCUGUCCAAGGAGGAGCUGUCCUGGCCUCUCACACUGAUGGAACCGCAGGAGGUGCGGCCCCGAGGCAGUGCUGGCUGGGAGAGCAGCCUCCGGCAGAAGCCCCCCGUCCGCCUCAUCUUCCAAGCAGGGCAGACCCCCCACGAGAUGCAGAUCAAGGAAACAAGCAGCGUGGAGGCUCUCAGGGAACUGCCAGCUCCGCUGCGGAGCUCCCGGAGGAGGACGGCCAUGCCUGUGCUCACCACCAUCGACCUGACGGAGGAAGACUCACGGGACUCAUCGCAGAGCAGCAGCACGCUGUCGGGGAGCAGCUCCCAGGAGGGCCAGAACGGUUCCACUGAGCUGGUGGCUGAGGAGCCAGAGAGCCGGGAUGCAGGGAUUGCGCUGGAGUACCAGGACGGGAAGGAAUUUGGAAUCGGGGAGCUCGUCUGGGGGAAGAUCAAGGGUUUCUCCUGGUGGCCGGCGAUCGUCGUUUCCUACAGAGCCACGUCCAAGCGCCAGGCGGUGUCGGGCAUGCGAUGGGUGCAGUGGUUUGGGGACGGGAAGUUCUCCGAGGUUUCUGCAGACAAGCUGGUAGGACUGAUGGCCUUCAGACAGCAUUUCAAUACUGCCACGUUCAAUAAGCUGGUCUCCUACCGCCGAGCCAUAUACCAUGCCCUGGAGGUUGCCCGGAGCCGCUCAGGGAAGACUUUCACAUCUGCCCCUGGGGAGUCCCUGGAGGAGCAGCUGAAGCCCAUGAUCGACUGGGCACUCACUGGCUUCAAACCACUGGGUGUGAAAGGGCUGCAGCCACCCAAAAGCUCAGAAAACGGGGUCCUGAGGAACGGCACAGAGGAGGUGCUGUGCCUUGAGCAUUGUCCUCCCACCAAGAGGCUGAAGAGCAACCCCUGCAACAGCAGCAAGGAGCAGCGCAUGGAGGAGGACCAGACUCGAGAACAAAUGGUUUCCGAAGUUACAAACAACAGCGGGAGUCUGGAAGACAGCUGCUUGUCAUGCGGGAGGAGGAACCCAGCCACCUUUCACCCGCUGUUUGAGGGGGGCCUGUGCCACACCUGCAGGGAUAGAUUCCUGGAGCUCUUCUACAUGUAUGACGAAGAUGGCUACCAGUCCUACUGCACCGUGUGCUGCGAGGGCAAGGAGCUGCUCCUCUGCAGCAAUGCCAGCUGCUGCAGGUGCUUCUGUGUGGAAUGCCUGGAGGUCCUGGUGGGACGAGGCUCGUCAGCCAAGGCGAAAGAGCAGGAGCCUUGGAACUGUUACAUGUGCCAACCCCAGAGGAGCUACGGGGUGCUGCAGCGCCGGCAGGACUGGAGCUCACGUCUGCAGGACUUCUUCACCAGUGACAAGGGGCAGGAAUAUGAUGCACCCAAAAUCUACCCAGCAGUGCCACCAGCCAAGAGGAGACCCAUCAGAGUGCUCUCUCUGUUUGAUGGCAUAGCAACAGGGUACCUGGUGCUGAAGGACCUGGGCAUCCAAGUGGAGAAGUACAUCGCCUCCGAGAUCUGCGAGGACCCCCUGGCAGUGGGCACCGUGCGGCACGAGGGCAACAUCACUUAUGUGCACGACGUCAGGAACAUCACAAAGAGAAAUAUCGAGGAGUGGGGUCCCUUUGACCUGGUGAUCGGCGGCAGCCCCUGUAACGACCUCUCGCUCGCCAGCCCGCCCAGGAAGGCUCCGUACGGUGAGGCUGUUUGGCCCCACGGGGCUGGGAGCCCCCAGGCUGCCUGGGGCCGGCGACGCAGUUCUGCGGUGGCUCCGUCCGGGGAUGCGUGCCAAGCGCUGUCUCCCCCAGGCCCACCAGAGCCCGUCCCCACGCCUCAGCCAAACCUGCGGGGCCGCGGGCGGUCCCCUCCUAACACCCCUGCUGGGUCCCCCCGCACGGAGGGCACCGGGCGGCUCUUCUUCGAAUUCUACCAUCUGCUCAACUACGCCCGUCCCAAGGCUGGAGAGGAGCGGCCCUUCUUCUGGAUGUUUGAGAACGUGGUGGCCAUGAGGGUCAACGACAAGAGGGACAUUUCUCGGUUCCUGGAGUGCAACCCUGUUAUGAUCGAUGCUAUCAAGAUAUCGGCUGCGCACAGAGCACGCUACUUCUGGGGCAACCUCCCAGGGAUGAACAGGAUCUUUGGCUUCCCCCUGCACUGCACCGACGUCUCCAACAUCAGCCGUGGGGCUCGCCAGAAGCUGCUCGGAAGGUCCUGGAGCAUCCCUGUCAUCCAGCACCUCUUCUCCCCUCUCAAGGAUUACUUUGCCUGCGAGUAGCCCAUGCUGCAUCCCUCGUCUCUCCGUCACAACGCAGCUCUGCUGCCCGAGGAGGGCUCAGCCCUGUGCUCACCAUUCCCAGCACUGUGCCCCCCGCUGCCGCAGGGCUCGGGAAGCGCCUUCAACCAAAGAACCUGGCCAGGUGCCUUCCUGAUGGGACUACAGACAGCACUGCCUGGGAAAUGAUGGACAAAACGAGCUUUAAUCACCCAGCACAAAGCUGCGUGCAUCACUGAUGAGGCGAGAAGUCUCUUCCAGAGCAUUGAAUGUUCCACUUGAGCCCAGAGCUGGAAAGCAGUGAGUGGUGGAGGCAGCUGCUGGCGUGCUGCAAAUGUGGAUACAGAGCUGCUCACCUCCUAAACAAGCAUAAACCUCUCUUGAAAUGACUGCCAAAAAUCCUCAAGCUGCAGCAGCAGGUGUGAGGGCCCCGGGUCAGGUUAUGUACACUGAACAUGCAGAACACACAAACCAAAUCUUUUUUUAUUUUUUAUUUUUUAAGACCUUUUGUAAAACUUUACAUUUUGUUGUUUAAUGUCUAUUGCUGCUUUAAGGCAUUACAUAAGAAUGUGGAGACUCCUAGACCUGAAUGUAGCUGAAACUGAACUGUGAGAUGAUAGAAUUACUUUUCUAGUUAGGGAGAUACUGUUUUAUGCGUUCAGCUGUAGUUUACAGAUAUUCACUACGUCCUUUUCCAAGCAUUUCCCUUUUUUUUUCCUGACGUUUCAAAAUCCUGCUGAGUGGGUUGAAUGGUUUCAUUGGGGCUGGAAAAUCGGGCUGCAGUGACCGGAGGGGAAAAUGUUCUGAGAAUGAGUGCAUGGGGUGGGCAGGGCAGGCAGUGUUACCACCCCCUGCUGUCACCCAGCAGCAGCCAAGGUCCAUCCAUGGGUGCCACCGGGGUGCCCAUCCCUCUGCCACCCCAUCCCAUGAAUUUUGUUUCUUAAAGCCAUGCGGGCUCCUCUCCGUCGCAUCCUCCAUUUCAUGUGCCAGAUCUCUCAUCCCCUCCCGUCUGAUCAAAAGGAAAAUAGAGAAAAAAAGGACUUGGGGAAAGCAAACAAAGAUAAAAGGGGAACGAGAACGGUCCUGGCAUUAAGCUGACUUGAUGAGAAUCGCAGUAGACAAGUCUUCCUUGGAAUGCUGCCUUUUAUGGUGUACUCAUAAACACGUUGCAAGGAGGUAGAUCUCAGAAAUGCCUUUUUUAAUGCUUUGUAAAGGUUUCUAACUCUCCCUGGUGCUAUUUUUUUAGUUAAAGGAUUUUUGAUGUCCAAAGU
Molecule: messenger RNA, 3824 nt
Organism: Lagopus leucura (white-tailed ptarmigan)
Lineage: Eukaryota; Metazoa; Chordata; Aves; Galliformes; Phasianidae
Gene: DNMT3B
Product: DNA methyltransferase 3 beta
Exons: 18
Coding region: 1-2556 (851 amino acids)
Biological process (GO): negative regulation of transcription by RNA polymerase II
Cellular component (GO): nucleus
Molecular function (GO): DNA binding; DNA (cytosine-5-)-methyltransferase activity, acting on CpG substrates
Source: RefSeq, a predicted model, not a curated record